Peromyscus eremicus (cactus mouse) is the source of this 1306-nucleotide messenger RNA. It is a transcript of the gene Lfng, whose product is annotated as LFNG O-fucosylpeptide 3-beta-N-acetylglucosaminyltransferase. Bases 52 to 1188 code for a protein of 378 amino acids. Gene Ontology annotation, biological process: regulation of Notch signaling pathway; pattern specification process. Gene Ontology annotation, cellular component: Golgi membrane. NCBI's taxonomy places the organism in Eukaryota, Metazoa, Chordata, Mammalia, Rodentia, Cricetidae. The transcript has 8 exons. Gene Ontology annotation, molecular function: O-fucosylpeptide 3-beta-N-acetylglucosaminyltransferase activity. The record is from RefSeq and is a predicted model, not a curated record.
CAGCCGGACCAGCUGGCACUGGGAGGGUACAACGUGGGGCCGCCGGCCACCAUGCUCCAGCGCUGCGGCCGGCGCCUGCUACUGGGGUUGGCGGGCGCGCUGCUAGCUUGCCUCCUGGUACUCACGGCCGACCCACCGCCGACCCCAGUACCAGCUGAGCGUGGACGGCGCGCACUGCGCAGCCUGGCGGGCUCCGCUGGGGCGGCUCUGGGUCCUGGGUCCAGGGCUGCCGCGGAGCCCGGAGCCCUCGCCCGCGAGGUGCACAGCCUCUCCGAAUACUUCAGUCUACUCACCCGCGCGCGCAGAGACGCGGAUCCACCGCCCGGGGUCGUUUCCCGCCCGGCCGACGGCCACUCGCGUCCCCCGGCCGAGGUCCUGUCUCCCCGCGACGUCUUCAUCGCGGUCAAGACCACCAGAAAGUUUCACCGCGCGCGUCUCGACCUGUUGUUCGAGACCUGGAUCUCGCGCCACAAGGAGAUGACAUUCAUCUUCACCGAUGGGGAGGACGAAGUUCUGGCCAAGCUCACAGGCAAUGUGGUACUCACAAACUGCUCGGCGGCCCACAGCCGCCAGGCUCUGUCCUGCAAGAUGGCUGUGGAGUAUGACCAUUUCAUUGAGUCAGGAAAGAAGUGGUUCUGCCACGUGGACGAUGACAAUUACGUCAACCUCAGGGCGCUGCUGCGGCUGCUGGCCAGCUAUCCCCACACCCAAGACGUGUACAUUGGCAAACCCAGUCUGGACCGGCCCAUCCAGGCCACAGAACGGAUCAGCGAGCACAAAGUGCGGCCUGUUCACUUUUGGUUUGCCACCGGAGGAGCUGGCUUCUGUAUCAGCCGAGGGCUAGCCCUAAAGAUGGGACCGUGGGCUAGCGGGGGACACUUCAUGAGCACAGCUGAGCGCAUAAGGCUCCCCGAUGACUGCACCAUUGGCUAUAUUGUGGAAGCCCUGUUAGGGGUGCCCCUCAUCCGGAGUGGCCUCUUCCAUUCCCACCUGGAGAAUCUGCAGCAGGUGCCCACCACCGAGCUCCAUGAGCAGGUGACCCUGAGCUACGGCAUGUUUGAAAACAAGCGAAACGCAGUGCAUAUCAAGGGACCCUUCCCAGUGGAGGCUGACCCAUCCAGGUUCCGCUCUAUCCAUUGCCACCUGUACCCGGACACACCCUGGUGUCCCCACACCACCAUCUUCUAGCAGCGGUGGCUGAGACCCUGUCCCUGGGCGCCCCUGGUAUCCAAAGGGCCCAGGGAUCCCUGUUGUGUGUCCUGACCUUGGUGUACAAGGCUCUUCAGGGCUGUGUGUAUGUGUGUGU